GAAGCAUAUUUGAACUACAUAACAAAUUUUAAACACGUGUGCACCUAUUCUACGUAGAGCUUGGAUCUUAUAUGUUUUAAAAGAAAAAAAAAAGGAUAUGUCGUUACAAUUUGAUAGGUGCAAGCUUACGGAUAGGCUGAUGGAAGGACUUGAUUAAUAUCAUGCUGAUACUUUGUGAAUAUAAUUAUACUGACUUGAAGUUUUUGACCAAUUUAGAAUUUGGAUCAUAGUUUGAGUACAUAUAUGGAAUUAACCUUGGUUUUUCAUUUUUUUUCAGUUUGUAAGUACCUUUAGUGUAGUGGGUUCAAUGAGAACACAGAUUUAUUCUCCGAAUGAAGGACAUUGUAUUCCCAUUAAUGUUACUUGGCCACCAUCCAGGAAGAAAGAUGACAGGCUGAAAGAGCUAUUUGAUGAUCUUGAAAGUAUAAGGGAAGAAUUCGAAUCCAUUGAGAGACCAAUUUUAGAUCUUGAAAAUCCAACUGUAAUAUCAGAGCCACCAUCCACCAACAAGUCGCCGCUUACUCCGUGGUUCCGAUUAAAGUCUUCAUUAAAGAAAACAGAUCAAAAGAAGCUGAAAUUCGAGCUGGAACAAGAUGACGAAGAGAGUUCAGAUUAUGAAACGGAUGAAAUAGUAGAAUGGGAGUACGAUGCAUUCGAAAAGGACCUAAUACCCAACUAACCAACCAAAUAUUUGCCUUAUCUGGUUUGCA
Molecule: messenger RNA, 710 nt
Organism: Hibiscus syriacus
Lineage: Eukaryota; Viridiplantae; Streptophyta; Magnoliopsida; Malvales; Malvaceae
Exons: 1
Coding region: 308-679 (123 amino acids)
Source: RefSeq, a predicted model, not a curated record